Syngnathus acus (greater pipefish) is the source of this 1243-nucleotide messenger RNA. RefSeq lists its product as uncharacterized. NCBI's taxonomy places the organism in Eukaryota, Metazoa, Chordata, Actinopteri, Syngnathiformes, Syngnathidae. The transcript has 9 exons. The record is from RefSeq and is a predicted model, not a curated record. Bases 104 to 1033 code for a protein of 309 amino acids.
ACUUCCUGUGGUUAGAUGGGGGCUUGGCAAUAUAUUUCCAAAACUCUGUAAACGAGCUGAGUUCAUUUUAAAAGGCAGCACUCGACAAGAUUUCAUUUGAACAAUGCUGAUCAUAUUCCAUUUAACACUGCUUUAUCUAUGGAUAACCGAAGAUACGGUGUGCUGCAAUGUGCCCUUUGAGCUCAAGCUUGUUACAUUGGGGCAAUCCCUCACACUAAAAUGCCAUUACGACUGUUCUAAUGAAUUUCUUCGGGGUUGUUGGAGCAAAGAACCCGAGCUCUUUAAGUGCCUCGGGGACCGAAACCGCAACUCUUGCGAAGUAACUCUUCAUCUACCCAACGUUUCCACACAGGAUCUGAAAUUUAACUACACUUGUUACACACUAGCAACAGAUGACCCGGAUCUUAAAACCAAAACACAUCAAGUUGUAGCUCUUUAUGUAAAUGGUAGUCAACGCUAUAAUAAUAUUGAAGCUAGGACAAGUACCCGAACCUGGAAAGUUGCUCCAAGUAAUAAUAUGCCUGCUACUGUUAAGCCAAUGGAUUCAAGCGGAGUAUGGAGAUUUACAGAAACUCAAGUUUUGGCAACUUUUUCCGUCGCUAUGUGUAUGGCGGUGAUGGCUUUGGUCGUUUAUUUGUGUUUGAAUCGCAAACGAUGCCGGAGGAAUGAGUAUGAUGAUGACGAAGAUGAUAUAUCCAGUUCGCCGACACAUUCCCGAGCGAUUUUCUCACCCACGAAUGAUUCAUCGGCAUCCCAAAAUGAACAACGGACCUUAAGGGUUACCUCUCAAGACAAUGAGAGUCAAAGUGAGGUUCCAUAUGCCGAAAUCAUGAUUUCAAUCAGAGGUGUCAGCACACCAGAACUCACUCAGGCCUAUUUGGCAACAGAAGACUUACAACGGUGGCGAGGCUGCGAAUCAAUGGGUCACAUAGAGGCCUCGCGCUCAGCUGAAAGACUUCACCUCCCGCAGCCCAGAGAGGUCAGACGCAAACUGAGCACCAACUCGGAGUACGCAGUCAUCACACACGCCUGACUUGAGAAGAUAUUAGCAGCCAUCAUCUGCAGGGAGAGACAGAAAAAUAUGGGGUCUAUGUAUUCUGUCUGAUGGAUCGAUGGAUAGAGAAUUAUCUUUUGAAUCACUAUAAUGUAAAUAAUGCCAACAUGUUAGUAUAAAUGCAAUGUGUCUGUCUGUAUUCAUGUUUGUUAAUCCUUUGCAACCUGAAAAAAUAAAGUUUCCUGAGAU